AUGGCCACGAACAACGACUCGGCGUGGAUGGACGACGACUGUCUCUACCACCUUCCCUCCUCCUCCGCCUCCUUCGGCCCUCGCAGCUUCAAUAUCGCUCAACUCCUUCUCUCUCUACCGAUCAUCGUUGGAAACACCGUCGUCAUAGCAACCAUCCGCCGCUCGCCUUCGCUCCACACCGUCCCCUACGUCUUCAUCUGCCACCUGGCGGCUGCCGACCUCUGCGUCGGCGUCGUGCUGUUCGUGCACGCCGUCGCCUUUCUGUCGACGACGACGCCGUACGGCUGCGCCAUCUGGUGGUGUGCUCUGCAUCAGAACGUUAAGCUGUGUGCGCUGCUCGCUUCGUCUCUGCUGUACGGCGCCGUCAACGUGGAGAGAUACGUCGCCAUCGUACUUCCGCUGCACGCCGACCGACUGCUUCCGCGGCGACGCGUGCGCCACCUACUGGCCGUCGUCUGGUGCGCGGUGGCGCUGGUGUUUGUCGCCGGAAGCGCCGUGUACGUGCGCGCCGGCAGAACGGGAUUCCAGUGCGUCGCCGAGUUCCGAGGCGACUACUUCCGGUUCUGGUCGGCGACGGCCGGCGUUACGACGACGACGACGCUCGCCGUCAUCUUCUUCUGCUACGCGCGCAUCGUCGCCACGGCGCGGCGCCACCGUCGC
This is a messenger RNA of Priapulus caudatus, 660 nucleotides long. Its product is annotated as beta-3 adrenergic receptor-like. Gene Ontology annotation, cellular component: membrane. The annotation marks the transcript as partial. The record is from RefSeq and is a predicted model, not a curated record. Gene Ontology annotation, biological process: G protein-coupled receptor signaling pathway. The transcript has a single exon. Lineage: Eukaryota; Metazoa; Priapulida; Priapulimorpha; Priapulimorphida; Priapulidae. Gene Ontology annotation, molecular function: G protein-coupled receptor activity.